Protopolystoma xenopodis is the source of this 945-nucleotide messenger RNA. The record is from the annotation of a GenBank genome assembly. Lineage: Eukaryota; Metazoa; Platyhelminthes; Monogenea; Polystomatidea; Polystomatidae.
UUUGAGCGGAAGACCGGUAGCUUGUUCUUCGACUCUUCAGACGACCAAAUCUGCGCUAACUCACUUGCCCUAGUUAAUCUACAGCAAGGCAUGACCAUGCAAGUUGUCUGCGGCCCUUCCCGUCUUUUGGAUCUGGGGGGAUUUGAGGAUAUUCCUUCUCCCGUCAGUGGUGAUGUGGUAAAUUAUUCAGUCGACAAAGGGGCAUAUUUGAGGCGAAAUGAACAAAGCCAACCAGCUAAAGGGUCCCAUGAAGAAAGUUUUCAAGUAUCCGCAUCUUCAAUCUCAUUUCCUCGUCGUAUCCUAUUGUUUCAGCGCUCCUCUCUGGAAAAUCAUGACAUUAAAACUAUAUUUCAUUCAUCCAAUGCCUCGAAAACGUCUGGAAGGCCUCUCACCAUUCCAACAAUUUAUGUCGUUACAGCCCACCAGUUAUCUGACUCAAAAGGGACCCUUCGGAUGAGACCUGAAGAAGGAGAUUUCUCUUCCCUCCCAGGAUCCUGUUUGGCUCUACUUCAAGUCAUAUGGAGACCACACAGCAUUCUAACCUAUCAACGAACAACUUCUUCCUAUGCUUCAAUAUCUAAGAUGGCAUGUGCACCAUCUUGUAGUCAGGCAGAGGCGCUUCUGAAAAGAUCCUCGGCAAAUGUCAUCAAACUUGACCAAGCACUUUGCAAACGAGUUAGAAUGAAGCUGCCCAUAAGUACAAAAGCUGACAAUGGGGUUAGGCUUUCGGAAAAAACUGUAGGUUUGUUUGUGAUGCCAACUCCUUCGAGCUCCUUAAAUACUACUUUGCUUCACCGCCUCAUUGAAAAUCAGACAGACAUUCUUGAGUGGCCCCAAGCGGCUAACUUUUUAAGAAUGUACGAGCUAUUGCAAUCUCACAAAUCUCAGAAAAAAUGGCUGCUACCAAGUGGAGUCUGGAGACUUCUCGUAAAGAUUCUUUUUUAA